GUUUCUUAGCUUCAUUAGUUACGAGCCUCAAGAGACGAGGUUUAAAAAAUGCGUUCUUUCAAACAUCGACACAUUUGUAGCUUGGUCGAUGGUAUUUUAGUGUUUGCUGUGUUUUCCGAAAGGUACUUUUAGUGAUUUCUGGUUUGAUAAGAGCCCGCGGAUAUGUAACCUAAGUCCGGUUUCUAACGAGAAAAUGCAAACAAACUAUUUACCGUGAGAAGGAUUUAAUCUGUACCUAUAAAAAUUGUUUAUUUUUUAAGUUUUGAUAAGUUGUUUGUGUAAUCUCUCUUAACCAAUUUUGGACGAAAUGGAUCAAAGCACGGAUGAGGAAUUAAAAAUUGUUGUUAGGAAAAAUGUUUAUUAUGUUUCUAAAAAGUUCAUCUGUUCAGCUGUGCCAUAUUUUGAAAAAAUAUUUUGUGAUGAUUCGUUGAAACCAAAGGAAAACAAAGUGGAACUAGAUUUUGAUGAACAUAACUUCGAUUCUAUCCUCAAUUGGAUUCAUUGUGGGUCUUUUUUAAUUCAACUGGAGGACGUUAUCGAUAUCUUCGAAGUAGCUGAUCAUUUGAUGAUAAGUGACCGUUUGUUUCAACCAUGUCUUAAUUAUUUCCAGAACAAUUUUAAGAUUGAACAUAUUCCAGUUAUUUUGAGCAAAGUUACAAAAAAUACCAAGUUGAUCAAUUCCGAAGUUAUUGGCAACUUUAUUUGUCGCCAUUUCUUGCUGAUCGCCAAUACAAAUAUCUUCUUGCAAUAUCCAGUCGAGACGGUUGAACAUAUUCUCAAAUUAGAUUUAAUGAUUUACUCUGAAUACCAAGUUUUUGAAGCAAUCAUAAGAUGGGUGAAUAAAAGGACUGGUUCUAGAAAACGAUUACUUCCAAAGCUAUUAAAUUGUGUACGCUGGUCUUUCAUGGAUCCUGUUGAUGUAACCAAAAUAAAGAGUAAUAAGUUAAUCAAAGGCUUGCCAAAUCUUGAUUCAAUUACCUCUCCUGAUUGUGAAUAUGGAUUCAAUCGUAGUAAACAAAACUUCUUCAUUUCUAUUGACCGAAUUGAUGAUUCAAAUUUAACAAUAAAUGUGUUUGAUACUGAAUUAUUUCGUUUGCCGAUCGGUGAUUUUACUCGAGAUGACUCAAUAUCACUUGGAUUUAUUCCUGGAGAACACAUUUCAGAUAUUGUAUUUGAUUCUGGACGAAAAGGUAUCCGAAUCGAUUGGAGUAAAAAGACAUUUCGAUGGCUUGAAAUGGAAGAAGAUGAUGAUAACCGCUAUGGUCAAUUGACCGAUAUCAUCCUUAAGUUUCUGACGCAAUCAGGCUCCUUGGCCUGCUAUUUGGAAGAAAAAGAUACGAAACCGAAUUUAUAUGGUACCCAAGAUACGUAUCUUGAAUCUGUUGACAAAUAUAUUGCGAUUGGUAAAACUACAGACGAGAAAAAGUGGUUUGGCCUUUUCCCAGUUGGCCCUCCACAUUGGUGCUGUACUUAUGAAGAACCUGAUCAAUCUUUCCAUGCCACUAUUUUGGAUAAAGUUGUUUAUAUAUUGACGGAGGAACUCGAAUUUAUUCAAUUCAACCACGAAACUCGAAGCUUCAAUAAGAGUUAUCCUUUCAAAGGGCAAAAAUGGAGUCUCAAUGAUUUAAUCUUAACUUCUCAACAAUCAAAGGACGACAAAGUUAUUUUGGUCAAUAAAUCAUCAGGAAAAAUUCAUGUUUACCUCAUCAAUGAGAACAAAUGGAUUGAAAAGUAUCGAAGCAUGAAUGUAAAUUUUUAUUAUGACAGUUCCAAUGCUCGUGCCAAUCAGCUAAUUGCCUUCGCCUCAACAUUUUUACAGACAAAAUAUAUCAAACCAUUGUAUAAAAGAAAGUUUUGUGACCUUUGAAAUACAUGUGCCUUAUUCACCAAACUUUAAGUAUUGAUGCAGAGAUUGCAAUGAAUUUUUCAUUUUUCGAGCUACAUGAUUACAUGAAUUAUACUAAUAUUUCCAACAGAUUCAAGAGUUAAAUUAAAAGACUUAAAUUUUUCCA
Molecule: messenger RNA, 2012 nt
Organism: Tetranychus urticae (two-spotted spider mite)
Lineage: Eukaryota; Metazoa; Arthropoda; Arachnida; Trombidiformes; Tetranychidae
Molecular function (GO): protein binding
Source: RefSeq, a predicted model, not a curated record